Soboliphyme baturini is the source of this 356-nucleotide messenger RNA. NCBI's taxonomy places the organism in Eukaryota, Metazoa, Nematoda, Enoplea, Dioctophymatida, Soboliphymatidae. The record is from the annotation of a GenBank genome assembly.
AUGUCCGCCAAACGGCCACAGCGAGUCACCAGCGCCGCGACCGAAAACCUGUUCGGCUCCACGGACCUUGCCUCGACCAAUAUCCAGCGUGGUCGAGACCACGGAUUAGCGUCCUACAACGACUAUCGCGAAUUUUGCGGCCUCCAACGAGCCAACGAUUUCAACGACCUCAGCGGCGAAAUCUUGGACCCCAAUCUACGUAAUAACUUGAAGCAGGGCUACGGUCACCCAGAUAAUGUCGAUCUAUACGUUGGAGGCUUGUUGGAAGACCCCAUCUUCGACGGCCUGGUUGGUGCGACGUUUUCUUGUAUCAUAGGAAUGCAAUUUAAAAAUUUAAGAGACGGAGAUCGGUAAAG